GAUCAGGUGGGAGGAUGAGGAGGGAGCUGUAGGUAAAAGGAUGAGCAGGGUGCAUGCAGGGGGAUGAGCAGGGUGCAUGCAGGAGGAUGAGGAAGGGGCAGGCAGGAGGAUGAGGAAGGGGCAGGCAGGAGGAUGAGGAAGGUGCAGGCAGAGGGAUGAGGAGGGUUCAGGUGGAAGGAUGAGGAGGGUGCAUGCAGAGGGAUGAGGAGGGGUCAGGCAGGAGGAUGAGGAAGGUGCAAGCAGGAGGAUGAGGAGGAUGCAGGCAGUGGGACGAGGAGGGGUCAGGUGAGAAGAUGAGGAGGGAGGAGCAGGUAGAGGAUGAGGAGGGUGCGGCAGAAUGACGAGGAAGGCCACAGGCAGAGCUCACGCCCUCUCCCCUCUCUCCCCCAGACGGUGUGUGCUGGCGGCCACAUCUCCAAAACCUUGGGCUACCUGGAGAUGGGCACCUCGGGCCUCCUCAAGCACGUCCCCUACGGCACCCUGAAGCCCCCGGCGCUCGACCCCGGGCGCUUGAUCCCGGCAGAGCCCCCCAGGGGGGGCGCGGGGACCCCGGCGGGCACCGCCCGCAGCCCCUGGCACUGGCAGAAGAACCAGACGGCCGGGGAGCCGCCCAGCCCCCGCGCCCACCGCAAGCCCACCCUCAAAUCGAGCCGCACCAAGAAGAUUUUCGGCUGGGGCGACUUCUACUUCAACAUCAAAACGCUCAAAUUCAGCCUCCUGGUGACGGGCAAAAUCGUCGACCACAUCAACGGCACCUUCAGCGUCUACUUCCGACACAACUCCUCCAGCCUGGGCAACGUCUCCGUCAGCAUCGUGCCACCCUCCAAGGCCGUGGGCUUCGAGGUGGUGGUGCCAGGCCCUCCAGCUCUGCCACGGCCUCCACCCCCUCCCCAGCAGAGCACCCUGCCCGAGGGGCGCCCGGCCAAGGCGCUCAACUGCCACGUGGAGUACGAGAAGACGAACCGGGCGCGGAAGAACCGGCCGUGCCUCUACGACCCGUCCAAGGUUUGCUUCACGGAGCACACGCAGAGCCACGCGGCCUGGCUCUGCGCCAAGCCCUUCAAGGUCAUCUGCAUCUUCAUCUCCUUCCUCAGCAUCGACUACAAGCUGGUGCAGAAGGUCUGUCCCGACUACAACUUCCAGCAAGACAACCCCUACUUCGGCUGAUGGCAGCGGGGCAGGGGGUGGGUGGGGGAAAGGGGGGGGUCGGUGUCACUCGG
This is a messenger RNA of Serinus canaria (Common canary), 1220 nucleotides long. It is a transcript of the gene NXPH4, whose product is annotated as neurexophilin 4. The record is from RefSeq and is a predicted model, not a curated record. The transcript has a single exon. Bases 319 to 1167 code for a protein of 282 amino acids. NCBI's taxonomy places the organism in Eukaryota, Metazoa, Chordata, Aves, Passeriformes, Fringillidae. Gene Ontology annotation, molecular function: signaling receptor binding.